Tarenaya hassleriana is the source of this 1899-nucleotide messenger RNA. RefSeq names its product protein AIR1. Lineage: Eukaryota; Viridiplantae; Streptophyta; Magnoliopsida; Brassicales; Cleomaceae. The record is from RefSeq and is a predicted model, not a curated record. Gene Ontology annotation, molecular function: nucleic acid binding; zinc ion binding. The transcript has 7 exons. Bases 127 to 1680 code for a protein of 517 amino acids.
UGGGUAGAUGAGAGAAUCUAUUAUAUACUCCAACAAAAACCCUAGCUCUGCUUCCGGCCGAGAUUCGCAAUCCUUGUCGAUCGCCGGUUUCGGAAAACGAAAUUAGGGUUUUGUUUGGUGUCAAUCAUGCCGAGAAGGGAUGAUGAAAGGUUCGUUUUUGAUGCCGGAGACGACGAGGACAACCAAGUUGAGGUAGUCCGGGCUGAGGAUGACGAAGAUGACGACGAGGCUAAUGAGGAUCUCAGCUUGAAGAUAUUGGAGAAAGCCUUGUCGAGGCGAGCCGUUGAACGAAGCCGAAACGAGCUCGGUUUCGAUGAUUCGAACGAGACGAGCAUGGCGGAUCUCUGCGUAUCGGCUUCUGGUGUAGUGGGUUCUGUUCUGGUUAAUGGCGAGAAGCCCAUGGAGGAGAAUGUUCAGAGUAAUAGGAAGAAGAAAAAGAAGAAGAUGGAGAUAAAAUCUGCCCAGGAAACUUCUAUUGUUACUAAAGAUGAAGAUGGGGUGGAAAUAGUGGAGGAGGUUUCGAAAGAUGAAGACGCUGAGGUUGACAAAUUUAUAGAACCAAACGCAGGAGAAACAUCUAACAACAUGGUUCUCAGAAAGCUUCUUCGUGGACCGAGGUAUUUCGAUGCUCCAGAUGGUGGUUGGGAGUCAUGUUUUAAUUGUGGGGAGCAAGGCCAUAUGACCAUAAAUUGUCCAUCCCUUACCAAACGCAAGAAACCUUGCUUUGUAUGUGGGAGUUUGGAACAUGGGGUGAAGCAAUGUGCAAAGGCUCAAGAUUGCUAUAUUUGCAAACAAAGUGGGCACCGGGCGAAAGAUUGCCCAGAGAAGUAUAAAAGUGUGUCCAAAAACACAAACAUAUGCUUGAGAUGUGGAUAUUCUGGGCAUGACUUGUUUUCGUGCAAGUAUGAAUAUUCUCAUGAUGAUCUGAAGGAUAUACAAUGUUAUGUCUGUAAAGCCUUUGGCCAUUUGUGUUGUGUCGACCCUUCUAACUCACCGACGUGGGCUGUCUCUUGCUAUAGAUGUGGCCAACUGGGUCAUACUGGACUCGCAUGUGGGAGACUCAACGAUGGAAGUAUGGGAAGAGAUUCCUCUCCGAGUUCAUGCUUUAAGUGCGGGGAAAGAGGACACUUUGCACGUGAAUGCCUGAAUUCUUUGAGCUUAAACUUUUCACAAGGCAAGGAGUUGUUGGCUAGCUCAUGCUAUAGAUGUGGAGGAAUGGGGCAUUUUGCUCGCGAGUGCCCAAAUUCCACCCCGGUUUUUAAGCGACGACACGAUGCAUCAUCACCAUCUCACAAGAAGUCUCACAAGAAAAGUAAAGAGAAGAAGGAAUACCAUUCCGCUCCUCAUGAACCCAAUGGCAAGACAAAGAGAAAGAAAACCCGCGACGUGGAAGGGGACUUUACAACGCCUCGGAAAGCAAAACACCGAGGCGGGUGGACCACAAUGGAUCCCGAGGAAGAAGAUAGUUCACGGAGAAAGAGAAAGAGCAGAAGACCGAGUCCCCCCUCCACACCAUGCGGUAAGAACCAUAGGAUAUCGUCGGGCGGGUGGCCACCGAGCUCUCCAUCAUCAUGGAGGCAAUCUUCUUCUCAUCAUCACAGAUACGUAGCCGCAGCCUCGAGGUUCAGUGACCGCCGCCAUUACCAUGGUGAGUACCGUGGAAACUAUGAUGAGUGGUAGAAUAUAACGAUGAUGAAGCUUUGGUUUUUAGACCUUUGAUUUUUGGUAGCUAAAUGUGCUCUAUCAUAUGACCCCCCCCCCUGUAUUUGUGUUCCUUUGUCAUGCUUUUUUUUUACUACAGUAUUUUUUAUGAAGAGAAUAAUUCUAUUAAAUGUAAUACAAUUAAAAUAUUUAAAAAUGUGUGCCUAUCUGAAACCGAAAGUUUGGAUUUUGUUGUAA